Molecule: messenger RNA, 1113 nt
Organism: Mus pahari (shrew mouse)
Lineage: Eukaryota; Metazoa; Chordata; Mammalia; Rodentia; Muridae
Gene: Mrap
Product: melanocortin 2 receptor accessory protein
Exons: 3
Coding region: 361-744 (127 amino acids)
Biological process (GO): regulation of adenylate cyclase-activating G protein-coupled receptor signaling pathway; protein localization to plasma membrane
Cellular component (GO): plasma membrane; endoplasmic reticulum
Molecular function (GO): type 5 melanocortin receptor binding; signaling receptor regulator activity; corticotropin hormone receptor binding
Source: RefSeq, a predicted model, not a curated record
AGAGGCAAAAAAAAAAAAAGGAUAGUUCUGUCUAGCACUGCCAGGCACUUUCUGUCAAAUGAUUUCUUGCCCAGUUCCUCAUCCUUCCACGGAGAGGCAAGCUGGAGCCAAAUGGGAAGCCGCGUCUCUAGCAGCCAGCUUUUCUCGAUUUGGAGGUUUGUCCAGGAGAGACAGGAACCAGAAGCCCUACAGGGGAACGGCCCCCUGACCUUCCAGUCACGCAGCUCUGAUAAGUAGGCAGGCCCCAUGCCAGGAGAGCCACAGACAAGCCGGGCGAUUCCGAUAGAAAUUAGUUAAGCAAUCUUGUCCCUGGGGCUCCGGGUGAGCCUCUGACAGACAUUGCCGUCCGCGGUCCCAGUCAUGGCCAACAGGACCAACGCCUCUGUCCCAUUCACCAGCUAUGAGUAUUACCUGGACUACAUAGACCUCAUUCCAGUGGACGAGAAGAAGCUGAAGGCCAACAAGCAUUCCAUCCUCAUUGCCUUGUGGUUGAGCCUGGCUACCUUCGUGGUGCUCCUCUUCCUCAUUCUGCUCUACAUGUCCUGGUCAGGCUCCCCACAGUUGAGGCACAGUCCCCAACCUCAGCCACUAUGUCCAUGGACUCACGGCUUCAACCUCCCCCUGUGCCUCCGGAGGGCCUCCCUGCAGACAACGGAGGAGCCAGGAAGGAGAGCUGGCACUGACCAGUGGUUAACGCAGCAGAGUCCUUCCGUCUCAGCCCCGGGGCCCCUGGCUCUCCCCUAGGACCAGGUUCAGGAUGGGGGUCCCAGGGCAUCAGCUGACCUCACGCUCAAGCAGUGGUGAGCCUGGAGACAGAACUUCUCAACUGUAGAAUGGAUGAUGCCAGAGAGCCAGUCGUGCUCAAGCAAACGGGUGAACUCAAGCCAACCCGGGCAGCUACGUCUUUUUAGGGCCGUUUACAAUGGCCUUAAAUGGAGCAGGAAACUGACCGGGACAAAACCAAGUUUACAAGAGGACCAUCACACACAUUAAUAGUCCAGCUAGGAUGCAGAAACCACCCUAGACACAGCUGAUUCUGUUGAGCAUGCUUAGCCUGCUUGCCGCUUACAUUGCUUUGGGAUACAUAGGAAAAUAAAAUGUGAAUUAGAUAAA